Molecule: messenger RNA, 1264 nt
Organism: Schistocerca piceifrons (Central American locust)
Lineage: Eukaryota; Metazoa; Arthropoda; Insecta; Orthoptera; Acrididae
Product: histidine-rich glycoprotein-like
Exons: 2
Coding region: 341-616 (91 amino acids)
Source: RefSeq, a predicted model, not a curated record
UACGCCGCAGCGUUAGCGUAGGACUUGUAAUUUUGUCCUUUGUUACACGCCUCCUGCGACUUUUAACGCCGAUAAUUCGUUGUAUGAUAUUUAAUAUCAAUAAACUGUACAUUUUCGAGAGAUCUUCAAUGUGCCAGUGUUUUGGAACAGCAUUUAUUUAUAGGAAAUAGGUUAUAAAGUGGCUAGAAUUUGCAAAACACCUAAUACGAUCUUGAGGAAAUACAAUGUGGCUUCACCCAGAUGCUUCAGCCAAAAUAUAAUUUUUGAAAGGGGAGCAGCUACAGAACCUAUCAUAAAGCAUACGCAAAUAAAGUUGCAAAUCACAGCCUUCACCGCUGCAAUGACAAGACACGGACACCACUGCCAGCACGGUCCACCCCCACCGCCGCAUCACCACUGUCCCCACUGCCCGCAUCACGGCCCACCACCUCACCACCACCACCAUCAUCAUGGCCCACCACCUCACCACCACCACCACCACGGACCGCCACAUCACCACCAUGGACCACCGCCGCCACCACCACAUCAUGAUCCACACCAUCACCAUCACCACCACCACGGACCACCACCACCGCCGCUGCAUCAUCACCACGGACCACCUCACCACCAUCACUGAGCUUACCCUAACCUUGUCUAGUGGAUACUAAAUGCAAAUUUUCAUUCCUUCUAUCCAUCCUCCCUGAAAUGUAGUUAUAUUCCAUAAAAAACCUAAUAGUAGGUGUUGCUAAUCACACUCUAGAAAAAUGUAUCUGACAGUGCUGUGUAAGAUUAUGUAAUUAUUGGAUCUUAAGCAAAAGCAUAAAGGGAACUUUUUGUAAUGCUAUUUCAUUUCUAAAAAUAUUGUGUCAGCAUAAUUGAAAAAAGUGCUAAAACAAACAAUCACCCAAAGUUUGCUGUAAAACCAAUGCAGAUAACAACUAACGUUUUCAAUAUGUAAUUCGUAAAUAAACUGCUCUUCACAAUGGUUCACAAAUAUCGCUUGCAUAUACUAAGUGUUUAUAAUCAUCAAUAUUCUUACUGAAAUAUGAUCCUUGUGCAUUUGUACCAAUUAAAUUUGUACAUAUCAGCUUAACAUAAAAGAUUGGUACAGUGUGUAUAGCACACAAGUCAUAUUACCUCCUGCAAUCACCAACAAUGAAAAUGUCAAGUUUUUGAUAAAGUAAUUUAGAUCAUGUUCCAACUUAUAUAAUACUGUACAUGGUAUAUGAUGGUGUACAAUCAAUGAUAAUAUCUUGUAUGUGACUACAUGCCACAAUGAAUUAAA